AAACAACAAGCUUAAACGUCAAGGGAAAGCGAAUCCAUUGCAUUUUGCAUUGCAUUGAAAUUGAAGGUGUAUGCAUAUUCUUUGCUCACAAGUUACUGCUAUCUGCUAAAUUUAAAUUAUUUAUGGUAAUAUUAUUUGGCAUAGUUAGUAUUUGUAUGUCAAAAUUGUAUCGGUAUCCAUUCCUAUCUGUUUGAUUUUGAUAAGAGUUCCGAACGAAUUUAGGCCCUACGGUACUAAUUUGCUAAUUUCCGUUCAAGGUCUAGUAAAAACCUAUUUGAUCAGCAGAAAUUAAAAGAGGGAUCCUACUGUUAAAUUUUAAUUAAUGAGUUGAGCUUUUUUCAUAAGAAUUAUAAUGAGUCAGUUCCACAGUUAUAUUAUUGGACGUUUUCGUUGAAAAAAGAACAUCAUCAAACUUGGAUUUUGCAUUUUUGAUAUUGCCUGGUGUAUGGAUUGAAGUAUGGAUUCAGAAUCUGUUCUUCUUUCUUUUAAGAGUAAAUUUUAGCAUCACUGAGUGAAAGAAAUUUUUCAUUUCAUCAUCGUCUCACAAAGAGCCACUGAGGAUUACGCAAGAUGGCACCUCUGAUUGAUGAUGACACAUUGGGUUUUGGUGAAGAGGAGAACGCCGGUAAACUUACGCACCCAUAUGUAACGUUCUUCCACCUGUUUUUCCGAGGCACUGCUCUCGUCAUGUACUUGCUGUGUGGAUGGUUCAGUAAGAGUUUCAUCACCAGUUUUGUCAUUAUUGUUUUGCUAUUAUCUAUGGACUUUUGGACUGUCAAGAAUAUUACAGGACGGCUGAUGGUGGGACUAAGAUGGUGGAACUAUGUUGAUGAUGAUGGAGCAUCACAUUGGGUUUUUGAGUCUAGAAAGGGGGACGCUCAGAACCGUAUCAACGCCAGUGAGGCGAGGAUAUUCUGGACAGCGCUCAUAGCUGUGCCAGCUGUCUGGGCUUUUAUCUUCCUGACGGCGCUCUUCACGUUCAACUUUAAAUGGCUGUUGCUUGUGAGCAUCGCACUGACUCUCACGGGUGCCAACCUCUACGGGUACAUGAAGUGUAAGAUGGGUGUCAGCGAUCAGAAGUUAACCUCAACUGUUAACGAGUUCUUCAGGAAACAAGUCCUGCAAAAUAUGGCGUCAAUGAUGACGAGGGCAGCUGCUCCUACGAGUCCUCCUACCACUGCUGGAUCUCCCACUAAUGUCGUUUGAGCAUAACCUAGCAAUCUAACCUAAACAACUUGUCUGCGUCCGUAUUAUAUUUAUCUUGUUUACCUACAAGGAGUAUGUUUACACGUUUAAGAGACUGCUCUUGCCAUUUUGCUUGUGAUAAGUAGUUUGAUUGCUAAUAAUUGCAUAAUCACUCUACACUCUGAAAGUUAUUUUUGAGAUGGGUGAAAAUAAAAGACUUUGUUGUGCAUUUUGUUGAGAUGUGUAAUGUGAUUGUUGACUUUUUAAAACAUAUGUUUUAGAGGUUUUAGGUUUUGGAGCAUAUUUUUUUAAACAUUUAAAAUAUUUAAAUUAAUCAAAUUUGGUUGUUGUGAUGUAAACUUUGAAUGUGGUUGGAAUCUUUGAUAGUAUUAUUAUAAGAGUUGAAUCAUGCAUAGUGUUUGGAAUUUUCUACGUAUAUGUGAUGGUUUAAUAACAUGCUUUCAUAAUCGUUAAAGCAUUGUUCUGAUGUAACUUGUUUAUGCUUAAAUCUAAGAUGAGGUAGUAAAAUUACACUCAUAGUAAACAACUUAACAUGGUAAAAGUUAAAAACAAAAACAAAAAAAUUAGUUCUGUAAGCUUUUAUAAUUCUAGUAAUGUUCUCUUCAAUAGAAAACAUUUUUUCCAUCUAAAAAAAAUCAUACAAUUUAUGAGUCAGUAGUAUCACUACUAGUUUAUCAGAAUUUUUUUCUCUUCACUCUCUGUAAGAUUUUUUAAGAAAAAAUAUCAUUGAAAAAUAAAACAUACGUUACUUUUUUAUGUCAAGUUAAUUAUUUUGCAUUCAAGUUCUGUAAUUUUGUUAUUGGACAGAGUUGGACACAGUUCAACAAAAAAAGUUAGGUAAAUUUAAUAAAAAAGUAAUUUCUAUUAAAAUUUUAAACUUCUCAGUACUAACAGAAGUGCACAAUGCAUCAGUUAAGAAUCGUCUACGAAAUAAACAUAAUCAAAUCACAUUGCAUUACUCCAAUUUUUGUACAGUAAAAUAGUCAAUCACAGUAAACACGGAUAAUCAGCUUAAUUUUGCAAAUAGACUGGGACGGUGGCGUCGUCCUGUAAUUCAGCUACUAGAAGGUCACGAAUUGUGGAUAUUUAUAGGGAUGCACUGUGGAUGCGAUGCUCCCUGGUGUGGAUUACCGUCCGCACUUGUGAGUACUACGACUAUCUGCAGUACUAUCCUAAUAAUUAGACCAAUUCGUUAAUUACAAGCAAAAAAUGUAGUUAUUAUUCCAUUAUAAACUGUAGGUCCCUUGGUUGCGAUUGGCUGUAUGGGCUAUUAAUUAUCAGCUGUGUCUAAGGAACAUGUCGGCCUUUGUCACUAAUUGUUAGUAACAAGACUACAAGAUCGCGCCACUCAUCCUACACUCAUCCUUCAAUCAUAUUUGGGUUAAAAUACGCACAUAGUGGCGUCCCCAUGUUAAAUAAUUGAUAUAAUUGAAUAGGGAUGUAAAUUAAUUUAUAGACGUAUAAUAUGAACCCAUGAAGGGAGUAUAAUAUAGUUCCUGUACUACGAUUUAACCCUCUGUUUUGAUUAACUUGUAAAAAAGUCAAGGAUUUAUUUACAUAGAGCACAAAGGUCUAGGUUUUAGGAUUUGUUGUGAGGAUAACAGGCUUACCUGAAUGGGAACUAGUCCUAACUGGCUCAAGAGACACAAAAAUGUACACUAAAUGUUAAAAAAAAAAUCAGAAUAUUUCACCGUCACUGACAGCAUUUGAGUUGUUCAGACAUCUAUUCAUGUAAGCCUGCUAUCCUCACAAAAAAUCCUUGUAAAUAUGUGUUUAGAUACAUAAUAAUUAUUUAUUCAAUAUCCUUUUCCUGAAUGUCUACUAUUUAGAUUGGCACUUAAGAGUUCUAAUUUCUCCUACCUUUUAUGGAGUUUUCUAACUCAUGUUUGUUUUACUUUUGGAUCACUGAUAAAUAUUGAAUAUAGUAUACCUGUUUAUGGUUAAUCUACAGAAUGUACUCAGCAACCAUCCUCAGGCUGUACCCAAGUAUCACAAGGUGUGUAUCUUUAUGGUUUGCAGUUUUUACUGAGCGUUUGUUUUGUAUUUGUGUGUAUUGUAUAGUGAUGUACUAUUUUGGGGUUUGAGGAAACUUACAGGAACCAGCUGGAGAUGAAAACGUAUACUUUUGGACACUUUUAUCAUCAAACUGUUACUUAGUGCAAUUUGUAAAUUAUUAUAAGCACAAUGAUAUUUACUUACACCAUUUUCAAUUUUUUCAUAUUCAACUCCCCAAAUACCAACCUUAAUCCAAAAACCCUUGCAUGUUCUGAUAACACCACAUUCCAUGUAUAUAAUGAUGUAAUUUUAAUGUACAAAAUACAUAAUGUAUGUUUCCCA
Macrosteles quadrilineatus (aster leafhopper) is the source of this 3543-nucleotide messenger RNA. RefSeq lists its product as uncharacterized. NCBI's taxonomy places the organism in Eukaryota, Metazoa, Arthropoda, Insecta, Hemiptera, Cicadellidae. Gene Ontology annotation, cellular component: Golgi membrane. The transcript is spliced from 8 exons. The record is from RefSeq and is a predicted model, not a curated record. Bases 571 to 1206 code for a protein of 211 amino acids. Gene Ontology annotation, biological process: vesicle-mediated transport; protein secretion.